UAUAUUUUAAAAAUUCAAAUGUAGGAAGAAUCAUCGUCUUAAGAUGCGAAUAUAUAGGCAACAAAUUAUCAAUUAAGCACACCUAAAAAAGAAAAGAAACAAAAUAAAACUAAUUAAUCAACAACAAUAUAAUCACCUAAUAAUAAUGAUUUUUAUUCUCCGAAAAAUGUAAAUCCUUGGAAAACUCCAAAAUCAUUUUUAAAGAGUAAUACAAAGUAAGCAACUCCAGAACAUGCUCUAUAAGCAUCUCCUUAUGGUGAUCGUUAUAUUCCACUAAAUGUCUCUAGAAAUCUUUUUAAUAAAUAAAUAUAACCAUUUGAGAUAGAAGAAGAGAAUGUAUAUGAAGAACUAUUGAGUGAAAAUGUAUUAGAAAUAGAUGAAAAUAAAAAUGUUAACAUUUUGAAUUUUAAUAAAUAAAAAGUUGAGAAAUUAUAACCAAAUAAAUAGUAAGAGACUCCUAAAAGAAAGAUUGAUACAUAACCAAUAAAAGUUCUUGAUGCUCCAGGUUUGGAAGAUGAUUUCUAUUAAGACAUUUUGCAUUGGGGAAAAAAUAAUUUAAUUGCUAUAGGUUUAUAAAGAUGUGUAUAUUUGUAUAGUGUUGAUAAUUAAAAGGUUUUUAAAUUGGCAGAACCAUUAAACAAUUAAGUAAAUUCUAUAUAAUAUACUUCUCUUUAAUGGAAUACUAAUGGAUAAAUUUUAGGAAUGGGUAGUUAUGAUGGAGUGUUAAGAUUAUGGGAUUACAAUAAAAAUAUGUAUACAGGAACUAUGAAUUUAACUACAAAAAGAAUAAGUACAAUAAGUUGGGCAAAUUCGAAUAUAUUUGCAUUUGGUAGCAAAGAUAAAACAAUAAAUAUAUGUGAUGUUAGAGUACCUAAUUAUUCAGUAUUUUAAUUAUAUGGACAUACUUAAGAAGUUUGUGGAGUAACUUUUGAUGGAAAUGAAUUAUAAUUAGCAUCUGGAGGAAAUGAUAAUAGGGUUUUCAUUUGGUAAUUAAGAGGUGGCAAUACAAAUACAGAUAAUUAAUAUGUAUCAUGGGAAAUUAAAUCUCAUAAAGCAGCAGUAAGAGCUUUAGCAUGGAAUCCAAAUUCAAGUGGAAUUUUAGCUACUGGAGGUGGAAAUUAAGAUAAAACUAUUAAAAUUCACAGUUCUUUAACUAAUUAAUUAAUUACUAGUAUUAAUUGUGAUUCUUAAGUUUGCAAAUUAAGAUUCUCUAAAAUUAUUAAUGAAUUAGUUUCAACUCAUGGAUAUGAAAAAAACUAAAUUUGUUUAUGGCAAUAUCCAACAAUCAAAAAAAUUCAUUAAUUAGAAGGACAUUCUGAAAGAGUUCUUUAUUUAUCUGCAAGUCCUGGUAUUUAUUAUAUUUAAUAUAUAGAUGAUUCUACUAUUUUGACAGGAUCUGGAGAUGAAACAUUAAAAUUUUGGAAAGUUUAUCCAUCUUAAAUAUCCAAUAAUAUGUCUUCGUUUUUGAACAUGUGUGAAAUUAGAUGA
This is a messenger RNA of Paramecium sonneborni, 1488 nucleotides long. Lineage: Eukaryota; Ciliophora; Oligohymenophorea; Peniculida; Parameciidae. The record is from the annotation of a GenBank genome assembly.